Messenger RNA from Cloeon dipterum, 2173 nucleotides. RefSeq lists its product as uncharacterized. Bases 233 to 2005 code for a protein of 590 amino acids. Lineage: Eukaryota; Metazoa; Arthropoda; Insecta; Ephemeroptera; Baetidae. The transcript is spliced from 9 exons. The record is from RefSeq and is a predicted model, not a curated record. Gene Ontology annotation, cellular component: cytoplasm.
CUGCGUUCGCGGCGAGAGGCCAGUCAGUCAGUCAGCGCGGCGCUUCAAGUGAACGUGCGGUCGAUACAAGCUCCAAAUCCGUAUCAUUUCCAUGUGAACCAGACGACAACAAAGUAGCAACAGAGAUACGACCUGACCGACCGACAGCAGACCGUGCCUCCACAUCUCCUUGUUCUCAUUGCAGACCAGCUUUCUGAAUGAAUUUCCCGACGUGAGAGGCCGUGCAGCUGAGAUGCCCCAAAGAAAACAGCCGAGAUCGCUGAAGACAUUAAGCCAAGAGUGUAUUACAUAUCAUCUGGCCGUCACCUGUCGCAAGCUGCAGGCGGCGGCUCAAGAUGGUGCGGCACCGCAAGUUUUGAGCCUGACCAAGAAGAAGCUGCGACCUUUGUUCCAGAACAAUCUACCAGGCCCUAUCAGGACCGACCUUCUGCGUGAGACGUCCCGCAUCCUCAACUCGCCACCCUCGGACGGCUCCAGCUCGCCAGGGGCGGGUCCGGCGGCCCUUUAUCUGCUUACGCUGCUUCUAUCGCCUGACGUCAAAAGUUUGCGCAUCGAAUUGUGCUGCUACUACGGAUGCAGUCACCAGGCUGCGUUGUUGCGACUGCUGGCGCAGGAGGGCACCGGACUGCGAAGCCUGGAGAUCGCGCGGACGGCCCUGCUUCGGCUGGACAAGAGCCUCCUCAGCUCGGCCUUGACCGCGGCUCCCUCGCUCAGGAAACUGGUCAUGCGAAACAUCGCCAACGACGCAAUUUUGAAGAUCAUUGGAGCCAGUUGUCCAAAUUUGGAGGAGCUGGACGUGGCCCACUCGCGUCAGGUGACCGAUAAUGGUGUGCAAGACCUUCUAGUCAGCGUUGAGUUUAAAGACAAGACUUCACCCGACCACAACGAGGACGCCCAACGCCGAAAGUCGCCAGUACAACGAUGGGGGAAGCUGCGCAUGCUGUCAAAGUUGGUGCCGUGGAUGAAAAGCGAAAACUCAGACAAGCACAAAAAGGUUCUGCUUCACUAUUGCGAGAGACGCAACCCGCUCUGCUCCUCUCUCCACACACUGGACAUCAGCAACACGGGGGUCAGCACGACAGGGGUGCUACUCGCCCUGAACCACGCACCCAGAUUACAGUCCUUUGGUGACUACGCGCACACUGGCACUGCUCUGGAGGCUUUGGAUAAGACCCCGGUCCAGAAUGAAAAUCGCAACAACAGGUUCCACCUGAUAGCUGCAAGGGUUGUGAGAGCCACCCAGAACCGUUUAGAAUCGAUCAUACACCACUGCCCUGAACUAAGAACGUUAGUGUUGGAUGAGCCACGCCUGCCUGCCUCUGCUCUGCAGAUCAUUCCUAAAGGGCUCCGCAUUCUGGCCAUCCAUUCUGCGCCAACAGAUCCAAAUUGGCUCAACUGUCUGUACUCGCAUCUCAGGAGUAGUGGUCAGACUUUGAAGGAGCUUACCCUGAGAUUUAACUUUGUGAAUCCCGGCACCCACGACGAGCCCCGGCCAGUAUGCAACUUUGAUCUCUCACAGGUUGUGGAUUCGUGCCCUGAGCUGAAGAGUUUGGUGAUUGAUGGAGUGAACGUCAUUUGGGACUCCGAACAGAACAUCACCUUUGCAGAAAAAAAGCCAUUACCACAACUAAAAUAUGCGCACUUGGGCAGAAUCGUCAGUGCCCAGGCCGUCACUAGGUUGCUCCGGUGUGCACCUGACCUCAGGGUGUUACACGCCUUCUGUUGUCCUGACCUACAGGACCGUGAGUUGAGGCAUCUAGUGCCUCACAUGAAGAAGCUUGAGUGUUUUUACAUUUAUGAGGCACGUCAGGUGAAAACCUCUGGAUCUGUAAACGCGCUGAUCGGCGCUUGUGGCCAACUAAGCCGACUGGGCAACCUGGCCACGUGGGGCCUUGACUGCGAAAGUUCGCGCGCAGUGCACAACGUGAUCAACUCGGGUCAGCUGCAACUUGAGCUUCUCAACGGCUCCCAUUGGUUCAACUCCACUUGCGUUCGGACAGUUUGAGUACCUACGCAGGUGCAAAAACUAAGGCUGUGUUUUAUGUGUGCAUUUCUCAGCAGUGCCAAUCGAGUAAAAUAUUGUCGGGUAGUGAACAAAGAGUAUAUCAAUCCAAAAUAAUGUGUUCCCCAAUGAGCUAUUUUCGCUGUAGAAAUAAAACUUGAUGUUCGCAGA